GUAGUAAAUUGUCAAUGCAACGCAAAAAGCAAAGAAAAAGAAGAAGUUUUGUGAAAUACCGGUGGCGUCUCUUAAGUAAUUUCUUGAAUAUACCAAAAAAUAUAAAAUUUUCCCAAAGUAGUUCAUAAAAGAUUUUACCUAAAGAUGAGUAUACCAGAUUGGAGUGGAAAUUCUUUGGAAGUUGCUGGAAAUUUCAUAGAUCGACAUUUUCAAUGCCGUUCUUCUAGUUUAUUAGAGGUGACUGGAGUCGCACAACACGGCAUGGCAACGACAAGCGGUCUUAAUGAUUAUGACUACCAAAAUCUGUCAAGUCUCUCCCUAAAUAUGAAGCAACUUAACCAAGUUGCGACUAUCAACAAAGUACCAAUUCCUUCUGAGAUUCUGGAGCACUUAAACAACAUUAAAUGCCAUUACAUGAUGGGUUUAUUUCCCGAAAUUGGCCGGGCAUGGCUCACUAUUGAUUCAGACAUUUUCAUUUGGGCAUACGAAAACGACCGAGAUGUUGCAUAUUUUGAUGGCCUUAAUCACCUUAUCGUUAGCGUAGGCCUAGUCACACCAAAACCUAAUGUGUUUGUGGCCGAUGUUAAAUAUCUUCUUAUUCUCACCACACCCAUUGAGAUCGUCAUCUUGGGAGUGAUGUUUGGAGACUCUGCUAAAACAGUUUGCUCACCAAAUAGAUCGGUACGUGGUGUGAAACCAUUUGAGGAACUUCAUAUCAGUCGACCAAUCUUUGUCUUGAAUACUGAUAAUGUAUCGAUCAUGGCAAUUGAGGGCACCGCUGAUGGUAGAAUUUUUCUUGGUGGACGUGAUGGCAGUCUUUUUGAGUUACAAUACCAAGCGGAAUCCAAUUGGUUUGGACGUCGAUGCAAGAAGGUCAACCACUCACAAAGCCUAGUAUCGUACAUGGUCCCAGGAUUUCUUAAAAUAUUUUCUGAAAAUUAUGCCGUGGCACAUAUCGCUAUAGAUAAUAGCCGACAGAUGUUGUACGUGCUAUUUGAAAAAGGAGCAAUCGAAGCAUGGGAACUGGAAUACAAUGAUAAUAUUCGACGAGUAGGAAGAGUAACACAUCGUGAAAUUAUUCAAGCAGCAGUGAACAUGGUAAAGACUGUAGACCCAACAAUUUUUAAAAAUAUCACAGCAAUAUGCCCACUGAACCUUGAUGACAGUCCACACUUACACUUGAUAGCUGUAACCCAGUCUGGUGUAAGAUUUUAUUUUUCCACAACUACUAUCUUUACUACUAAGAGCACCUUGGAAUCUAUAAAGCCGCAAGGACUGUAUCUUUUGCACAUCCGCCUGCCGCCAGGAUACACUCCAAACACUCAAGUGGGGAAACCACGACAGGUACAUUCGGCUUUUUACCACCAUGGUUCUCUACUCAUGGUGGCAACGUCCCAGCAAGAUCAGGAUUUGCUAUGGUCUCUAAGCUCUGAACCCUUUCCUCAUCGGCCUUACCUUACUGAAUCUUCAACGGUAAUGCAACUAGAUGGACAAGUGUGUGAUUUGGCUCAGGUUAAGGACAAAGAUUCUCACAAUCUCACCAUCUCACCUAUGCGGGCAACUUAUCAACCUACUAAGAUUGUUCUGCUCACAAAUCAGGGUGCACAUAUUGUAGCUUUACUUAAACCGAUGGAUCUGUUGCAGCAAUUAUUGACAGCCUGUCGAGGUCCUCAUCAUGAGGCUGUAAAAGCUUACUUUCAGUCUCAGACAGAGGCCGAAGCUUGUGCCACAAGCCUCAUGUUGGCGUGUACAGAAGCAUCACGUAAUUCAGAGAUGGCCAUUUGGGCUACACAGGCAUUUUUUUUAUAUGGUGGAGAAGCACAGUAUCGGCAAGCUGGACAAUACAACACAAAUAACACUUUUGCUGAACAACAAGGAUCUCAGGUAAUCAACACAAUUUUUACUUCACGUCCAGCAUCUGCCAUUCAGCAAAGUCUUCUGCAGCAAACACAGUUGCCUUCCACUUCAUUGCAAAAUCUUAAUACCCAAUCAAGCUUCACAAUAUCCCAAGCCGUAGACAUGUGCAGCAAUUUUCAGUAUUCAGACAAACAUACGGGACUGUACCUACAUGUAUCUCGCUUACUUUCUCCUAUAUGGAAGCGUCGGUGUCUCUUACAGAAUGCGCCUUUUACGAGUUCUAUUACACUUCAAGACUGUGGGCAGAUCCUAAGUGAUCUUUAUGCUAUUAAAGCUUUUUUGGCUGCGAAUUCAAAUGCCAGUACUGUAUGUACUCAAAGUCAGAGCAUUGCGCAAUCCUCAACAGGAUUUUAUCAAUAUCUUCCAGCAAAUAAUUUGAGAAGGCCUAACAAUAUGGCAGAAGAUGCAAAGCUGGAAGAAAAAAAAUCUCUGGAUGCUUUAACCAGGUUCAUACGGCAUACGUGUGAGGUCGUGGCUUUGUGGAAACUAAUAUGUGAGCACCAAUUUCAUAUACUUAUUGGUGGCCUUUCACGUGAACAACAGAAUAUUUUAGCUGCUUGUACCUUUCGAGAUUUAAUACUUUGUCGUCCAGAUACAUGUUCACAACUCAUUAUUGUGCUCAUUAAUUUUUACCUCAAUGAUAAUGCGAGUGUGGGUUCCAUCUCAGCUAAAUUGCGAGAUGUAUGUCCUACACUAUAUAGCCAUGAAGAGGCAGUAUCACAUAAGGCAACCGAGAUUUUACUCAUGUCUAAAACAUGUAUCGAUAACGAAGAGAAGAAUGAAAAGCUGAUAACUGCAUUGAAACUUUGCAAGGGUGCAGCUCCAAAUUUGCCACUAAAUAGCAUAUGUCAACAAUUCACUGCGGCCAAUUUUUAUCAAGGAGUAAUUGAGCUAUGUGCCGUGUGUGCUUCAAAAAUUGAUAUAAAUGGGGCUGCUUUGCAUUUCUACAAAAACGGAGAAUCACAGGAGGACAGAGAAGGUUUUAUGGCAUAUUCGGCACGCAAUGAAUGCUACAAGGAAAUAAAGCUGAUGCUAGAGCAAGUAUAUCAGCAACUUUGCAAUAUGGAGAUCAAUGGAAAUACUGAACACCACCACAAUACUGAAAUUGCAGAUGUCAAUUCCCAAAUAUUUAAAAUUGUUGCUCUUGCGAUUCAAACUCCUGAUAUACUUCUUCACAUAGCCGUGUAUGAGUGGCUUUUGUCACACCGCUUGCUGGGUGAACUUUUGGGAGUCAGUGAAUCCUCAUUAGGUUUGUUCCUCAGCAACUCCUUGUCUAAGUAUCCAGAUAAUCAACAUCUGGCAGACCUACUGUGGAAAUAUCAUGAGCGCAAUGGACAUCAUUCGUCAGCAGCAAAAAUUCUUGACAAUUUAGCCUCAAUGAAUGCCGAAAAUAUUACACUGGAACGUCGAAUUGAAUAUUUAUCUAAAGCAGUGCUAUGCAUGAGAAGUGAAACUAUUGGAUACUCUGUACAAAAUGGUGUGUUAUUGAAGGCACUGGAGGAUAAAUUGGAAUUUGCUCAAGUUCAAAAGGUUAUUCUUGAUACAAUAUCUAGCGUGGGAGAAAAUGACUUCAACACUGAAAAUGCGGUGAAACUUCUCAACUCCCACCUAUACAAUAUGACUCAACUAUACAUUGAAUUUGCUGAACCUUUCAAUCUUUGGGAGUGCAAACUAAAAAUUCUGAGUGUGUCUCACCACAACGAUGCUGUUCUUAUUGAAGCUGUAUGGACUCAUAUCUUCGACGAAGAAUUAAAUGCUAGCCCAUUAAUAAGUGCUGAUGAAAGGAUGAGGCGCCUUUUGACAAAAUUUCAAUGCCUCGCGCGAGAAUAUAGUCAUACAGGAAAUUGCUUUCCUCUAUCUUUUCUCGUGUAUGAACUAGAGGUACGCGCCUGUAAGCUCCAUUUACAAUCUUCACCAGUGCCAGAAGCUUUGAUUGCAAUGAAAAUAGACACUGAGUCUCUUUUGGAUAUCUACACACGCAUGGUGGCAAUGAAUGAUCGUAUUUGGCUCACAGAACACAACGAAUGGUACCUUGUAGACGCCGCUGCCCAACUAGUAGGUACUUUUAUUGAUACUUGCAAAGAAACAUCAGUACGAAAUCUUCGUCGUGCAACAGCAAAAGCACUGAAUUUAAUCUCAUCUUGUCUCAAUUUACUCUAUACGAAACCAGAUACGCAACAUCUUAUUAAUUCCCUACGAGAUUUUCAAGUUAAACUAGAUCGCAUUAUUGCUUAGAAAGAAGUUGCCAUACUAUCAUAUUAACAAAAUUUCUUAAUAAAAGGCAUUACAAUUAUUCUGUUUUUAAUGAUAAUAACAUGUAACUGAACAAGGCAAUUUUGAUUUUUUCUGAAUUUAUAGAAUUCCUUGUCUAAAAUAAAAUAUACCAAAUGAA
Phlebotomus papatasi is the source of this 4309-nucleotide messenger RNA. Its product is annotated as nuclear pore complex protein Nup154-like. Gene Ontology annotation, cellular component: nuclear pore; nuclear pore inner ring. Gene Ontology annotation, biological process: protein import into nucleus; transcription-dependent tethering of RNA polymerase II gene DNA at nuclear periphery; RNA export from nucleus. The record is from RefSeq and is a predicted model, not a curated record. The coding region runs from base 145 to 4152 and encodes 1335 amino acids. The transcript has 5 exons. Gene Ontology annotation, molecular function: structural constituent of nuclear pore. Lineage: Eukaryota; Metazoa; Arthropoda; Insecta; Diptera; Psychodidae.